Euleptes europaea (tarantolino) is the source of this 2469-nucleotide messenger RNA. Its product is annotated as vomeronasal type-2 receptor 26-like. The transcript is spliced from 5 exons. Gene Ontology annotation, biological process: G protein-coupled receptor signaling pathway. Gene Ontology annotation, cellular component: membrane. NCBI's taxonomy places the organism in Eukaryota, Metazoa, Chordata, Lepidosauria, Squamata, Sphaerodactylidae. Bases 1 to 2469 code for a protein of 822 amino acids. Gene Ontology annotation, molecular function: G protein-coupled receptor activity. The record is from RefSeq and is a predicted model, not a curated record.
AUGCCGUACAUUGAAGAGUUCUCUCCUCAAACAAUAACUGAUUUUGUUUGCAGCCUGAUAACAAAGUUCUACCAGCACAUCCUCGCCUUGGUGUUUGCCAUCCAUGAGAUCAACAAGAACCCCAAUAUCUUGCCCAAUGUCACUCUUGGGUUCCACAUCCAUGACUCCUACAUAUAUCUGAAAUGGACUUACAGGACCACCCUAGACCUACUCUUCACAUCACGUGAACUUGUCCCAAACUACAAGUGUGGCACCCAGAAAAAAAUGAUCGGUGUCAUUGGGGGAUAUAGUUCCGAAACCUCAACUGACAUGGCAACUCUCUUAAGUCGCUACAAGAUCCCACAGUUUUCAUUUGGCUCAUUUGAAUCAGCAGUGGAUAACCCAACCAGUCUCCCACCCUUUUACCGCACGGUCCCCCAGGAAGUCCUUCAGUAUGAGGGAAUUGUCCAGCUAUUUCUGCAUUUUGGCUGGAAAUGGGUUGGGCUCUUCACUAUGGAUAAUGAAGUAGGAGACCGUUUUUUGCAGGCAUUAGAGCCUAUGCUUUCCAGGAAAGGAAUCUGUGUGGCCUUCAGAGAAAAAGCCAUAAUACAGAUCGUGUGGGAUGGCAUACAGUUUAUAUUAAAAUAUUUCGACAGUAGUAAUACAGAUUUCUUGGAUAGCAAAGCCAAUGCAAUUGUUCUACAUGGAGAAAGUGCAACCCUUGCCUGGCUGGCCACCAUUAUCUCUAUUCCCACAAUUUUAAUGGAUUUAACAGGUUCUGAUUAUGUGGUGAGAACCUCUACAGGAAAGGUGUGGAUUACAACAGCCCAGAUUGACUUUGCAUUCACUAUUUUGCAAAAGAUAUCAAAUAUACAAAUAUUCCAUGGUGCUCUUUCCUUCACGAUUCAUUCAAAGGACAUCCUAGGAUUCCAUACAUUGCUCCAACAAAUAAAACCUUCCCAGACAGAGGGGGAUGGUUUUAUCAAGCAAUUCUGGGAACAAGUCUUUCAAUGUACGUUACCAGAUUACAUUAAUCCAACAAAUUCAGAAGACACAUGCACUGGAGAGGAGAGAUUGGAGACUGUCCCAACACCUUUUUUUGAAAUGAGCAUGAGUGGCCAUAGCUACAGUAUCUAUAAUGCUGUCUAUGCCAUUGCACAUGCUCUACACAUCUUGGCGUCUGCCAGAACCAACCACAGAGGCAUGGAGGAUGACGGCAGCCUGGCUUCUCUGAAUGUGCCACCUUGGAAGAGAAUCGCUUUCAACAACAGUGCUGGAGAUGAAGUGACCUUUGACGAACAUGGAGAAUUGAAAGGUGGAUUUGAUAUUACCAAUUUGGUCACUUUUCCAAAUGAGUCCUAUGUCAGAGUCAAGAUCGGGAGGCUGGAUCCUCAGGUUCCAAUUAGUAAAAGAUUUACCAUCGACGAGGACAGAAUUAAGUGGAACAGACACCUCGCACAGCUGCCUCCCUUAUCUGUGUGUAAUGACAACUGCAAGCCUGGUUACAGCAAGAAAAAGAAGGAAGGGGAGCCAUUCUGCUGCUAUGUUUGUGAUUCAUGUCCGGAAGGGAAGAUUUCAGACAAAGAGGACAUGGAUUCUUGCAUGACUUGCUAUGAAGGUCAAUAUCCAAACCUGGGACAAGAUCAAUGCAUUCCCAAGAUUCCAAAUUUCCUUUCCUUUGCUGAACCCUUGAGCAUGAUUUUAGCCGUUUUGGCUCUCUUCUUUUCUCUGAUCACAGCCCUGGUGCUUGCAAUCUUUGUCAAGUACAAGGACACUCCCAUCGUUAAAGCCAACAACCGGAGCCUCACCUACUGUCUACUCAUCUCUCUCUUUCUCUGCUUCCUCUGCUCCUUACUCUUCAUCGGAAGGCCCAACAAGGUGACCUGCCUCCUCCGACAAACGACUUUUGGCAUCAUCUUCUCAGUUGCUGUUUCUUCCGUCUUGGCAAAAACUGUUACAGUCAUUGUGGCAUUUAUGGCCUCUAAACCAGGAAACGUUUUUCGAAAGUGGGUGGGGAAACAAUUCGCAUGUUAUAUUGUUAUCUUUUGCUUCCUUGUUCAAAUUGGCAUAUGUGCUGUUUGGCUGGAGUCUUCUCCUCCCUUCCCAGAUGUGGACAUGCAUUCACUCAGUAGAGAAAUCAUCGUGCAAUGCAAUGAAGGAUCAGCCACCAUGUUUUAUUGUGUUUUGGGCUACAUGGGCUUACUGGCCUCAGUCAGUUUCAUGGUGGCUUUCCUCGCCAGAAAGUUGCCUGACAGUUUCAACGAAGCCAAGUUCAUCACCUUCAGCAUGUUGGUCUUCUGCAGUGUUUGGCUGUCCUUUGUCCCCACCUACCUGAGCACUCAAGGAAAAGACAUGGUGGCCGUGGAGAUCUUCUCCAUCUUAGCUUCCAGUGCUGGCUUACUAGGCUGCAUCUUUUCCCCCAAAUGCUAUGUGAUUAUCCUGAGGCCUGAGUUGAACAGAAGAGAGCAGCUGAUCAGGAAAAAGCAUUAA